Juglans regia (Persian walnut) is the source of this 2819-nucleotide messenger RNA. Its product is annotated as beta-1,3-galactosyltransferase GALT1-like. Lineage: Eukaryota; Viridiplantae; Streptophyta; Magnoliopsida; Fagales; Juglandaceae. Gene Ontology annotation, cellular component: Golgi membrane. The transcript has 8 exons. Bases 508 to 2457 code for a protein of 649 amino acids. Gene Ontology annotation, molecular function: carbohydrate binding; UDP-galactose:N-glycan beta-1,3-galactosyltransferase activity. The record is from RefSeq and is a predicted model, not a curated record.
UUUGCAGUCUAGUAUUCACAAAAGAAAGACGACCACAAGAACCAGUUUCCGGCUUUCUCUUUCCAGUUUUCGCUCGAGACUCUCUCCAGCCGUUGAGGCUCAGCGUAGACUCUAAACGACGCUGGUUUUCUUUGCUCGCCGAUUUUCCCUCUCCCUUUACGGCAUUUCUCCGGGGGCAUUUCCGAGGUUUGGUGUGAGUAUCUCAUGUCAGAUGUGUUGUCAGUAACUUUGCAGUGGAUGUGAGAACUCCAGAGAACUUAUGCAAUCAAUAGUCAGUCAGUCCAGAAGAACAUGUUUGCAUAAUCUGGUACUAGAUGUCAGAUGAGAACAUACUGAGAAUGGAAAGAUCCGAAGCAUUUACUUCCAAGAACUGAAAACUUUCUUCUGUGUAUGCAUCUUAUGAUGUGGUAUAUUUACUGCUUAUUUGUGUUCAAAGCACAGUUUGUUUCUUGAUGCACUUUAUGAUCAUCAACUGGUGCUCUUGCGGUUUCUUUAUCCCCAGUUGCCAUGGAAAUCAGAUUCAAAGCUGUUGAUGCGUUGUUGAUCAGUAGAAUGAAAAAAUGGUUGGGCAGUCUUUUAGUUGCAUCAUUGUUUAUGCUGCUGAUCCUGAGAUACGGUGUCAUGAAAAAUCCUAUUGGGGAAAGAUAUUUAACAAGUCUGUUCUCACCCAAUGCCAGUAACCCUCUAGAGUUGCAUGAUGCUGUAGUUCCACCAGCAGUUCAAAAUCCAGAGAAUGCUUCUACGGUGGUUCCUGCUGCUACCAUAGUCUUAAGUCUCCUUGCUCAGAGAAAUAUCUCUAAGGAAGAGGAAAAAACUUUGCAGACAUGGAACCAUUUGAAGCACUUAGUUAAUCAUUCACAGGGCUUACCUAAUGCAGUAGACUCUAUCAAGGAUGCUGGAGGUGCGUGGAAUAGCCUUAUGGAUUCAGUUGAAGAGAAAAGACUUCGGGAUGGGAAUGAAAGUUCACGUGGGAGAGGAAAAGAGAAGCAGUGUCCUUAUUUUUUAAAUAAAAUGAACAAGUCAGAGCUUGAUAAUAGCAUUUAUAAGUUGAGGGUUCCUUGUGGCCUGACUCAGGGUUCUGCUAUUACAAUUAUAGGAAUUCCAAAUGGUCUUCUUGGCAAUUUCCGUAUUGACUUAACCGGGGAAUCACUUCCAGGGGAGCCUGAUCCACCCAUCAUCUUACAUUACAAUCUAAGGCUUCAUGGUGAUAAGAUAACUGAGGACCCUGUAAUUGUCCAAAACACCUGGACUGUCGCUCAUGAUUGGGGUGAAGAGGAGCGUUGUCCAUCCCCUGCUCCUGAAAAAAUUAAGAAAGUGGAUGAUUUGGAUCAGUGCAACAAAAUGGUAGGAAAAGAGGAUAGCCAAUUCAUUGCUAUCACACAUUCCAACACUUCAAGACGAUCUUCAAAUGUGCAAGAAGGAUCUAAGACCAGAAAAUACUUCCCUUUUAACCAAAAUCAUCCAUUUGUUGCAACACUUAGAGUGGGAUUGGAGGGGAUUCAGAUGACCGUUGAUGGAAAGCACAUAACAUCCUUUGCUUUCCGUGAAACAUUGGAGCCUUGGCUCGUAAGUGAAAUAAAAAUUUCUGGAGACCUAAAGUUAAUUUCUGUCCUCGCAAGUGGUCUACCUACAUCAGAGGAUUCUGAGCAUAUAAAUGAUUUAGAAACACUAAAAUCAGUUCCUCUCUCUCUUCAAAGACCAUUGGAUCUCUUCAUUGGUGUUUUCUCUACUGCAAACAAUUUCAAGCGUAGGAUGGCUGUCCGAAGGACAUGGAUGCAGUAUCCCGCAGUGCGGUCAGGGGCAGUUGCAGUUCGAUUUUUUGUUGGUUUGCAUAAAAACCAAAUAGUGAAUGAGGAACUUUGGGACGAGGCAAGAACGUAUGGAGAUGUUCAGUUGAUGCCUUUUGUCGACUACUACAGCCUUAUCACCUGGAAAACUUUAGCAAUCUGCAUCUUUGGGACUGAGGUUGUUUCAGCAAAGUUUGUUAUGAAGACAGAUGAUGAUGCAUUUGUCCGUGUGGAUGAAAUAUUGGCUUCGUUAAAUAGGAUCAAUGUGGCUCAUGGGUUGCUCUAUGGGCUCAUAAAUUCAGAUUCCCGACCAGAUCGAAAUCCUCAUAGCAAGUGGUAUAUUAGUCCUGAGGAAUGGCCUGGGGCGAGGUAUCCUGGUUGGGCGCAUGGUCCCGGUUAUGUGGUGUCGCAUGAUAUAGCAAAAGAAAUCUACAUGAGAUACAAAAAAGGAAAUUUGAAGAUGUUUAAGCUAGAAGAUGUAGCAAUGGGAAUCUGGAUAGCAGAUAUGAAGGAUGUUUUGAAAGUUCAAUACAAGAAAGAAGAGAAGGUCUAUCCCUUGGGGUGCAAGGAUGGUUAUAUUGUCGCGCAUUACCAAGGUCCCAGGGAGAUGCUCUGUUUGUGGCAGAAACUUCAAGAAGGACAUGGUGCUAGGUGCUGUGGUGAUCGAUAAGCAUAAUUAGUUACGAUCCUCAAAUCAAGCUUUUUGAAGGCAGAAGAUAACUGGAGACUCAUGGAGAUUCUAACUGAUCUGAAUCCGACAGAUCCACAGAGGGGGAAAAAAAUCGUUUUUUUCCGAAUUUCUUAAUUAAAAUGAGCGUUGGAAGUUUUUGUUCGUGAGAAGAUUGGGGGUCUUGGAGGGUUUCCAUUGUUGUAUAUUUAGAGAUAUUAGUCUAGUCCAGCCGGUGUACAGAUACGCAUUUCGCAUGACCUGGAAAAUCUUUUUAACGUGGGGAGAGAGACAGAGAGAGCCUUGUUCAUGUAUAGUACACUCAGCAAUAGCAUAUCAUAAAUAUACAGUACUGAUUCCUUCUA